Xiphias gladius (swordfish) is the source of this 6767-nucleotide messenger RNA. Its product is annotated as glycerol-3-phosphate dehydrogenase 1-like protein. The transcript is spliced from 9 exons. Lineage: Eukaryota; Metazoa; Chordata; Actinopteri; Istiophoriformes; Xiphiidae. The record is from RefSeq and is a predicted model, not a curated record. The coding region runs from base 188 to 1243 and encodes 351 amino acids. Gene Ontology annotation, cellular component: cytosol; glycerol-3-phosphate dehydrogenase (FAD) complex. Gene Ontology annotation, biological process: carbohydrate metabolic process; glycerol-3-phosphate catabolic process. Gene Ontology annotation, molecular function: NAD binding; protein homodimerization activity; glycerol-3-phosphate dehydrogenase [NAD(P)+] activity.
CGGCCACAGGGAAUCAAUAAUGCAGUAAAAUCUUGCAGAACAUCAUAGACUGAGAGCAUCCAAACUAAGACGCGGUCUCAGCCACUGUCGUUUGCCUUGGAGGGAGGUGUCCCUACGGUCUCCCCGUGCAGCUGUGCUUCUGUAGAUAAGAGCCGGAGAGGGCACCUGAGGGCAGGCUUCAUCACCCAUGGCGUCUCCACUUAAAGUGUGCAUAGUUGGCUCCGGAAACUGGGGCUCAGCCAUCGCCAGGAUUAUUGGAGAUAAUGCCAGGUCACUGCAGCGUUUUGCCACCACAGUGAAGAUGUGGGUGUUUGAAGAGAACAUUAAUGGCAGGAAGCUCACUGACAUCAUCAACACGGAGCAUGAAAACAUUAAGUAUCUGCCUGGAUAUAAAUUGCCAGAGAAUGUGGUGGCUGUCCCAAAGGUCCGUGACGCUGCAGAGGGAGCUGACCUGCUGGUUUUUGUGGUCCCUCACCAGUUCAUCAGGAAGCUCUGUGAUGAGAUGGUGGGCUGUGUCUCUGCUAAAGCUCGGGGAAUCACACUAAUCAAGGGGAUAGAUGACGGUCCUGAGGGCCUGAAGCUCAUCUCUGACAUCAUUCGAGAGAAGAUGGGGAUUGACGUCAGCGUCCUCAUGGGAGCAAACAUCGCCAAUGAAGUGGCAGCUGAGAAGUUCUGUGAAACCACUAUCGGAAGUAGGAUUCUGGAGAACGGCCUGCUGUUCAAAGAGCUGCUGCAGACUCCAAACUUCAGGAUCACAGUGGUGGAUGAUGCUGAUACAGUGGAGCUGUGUGGGGCUCUGAAGAACAUUGUUGCAGUGGGUGCAGGCUUCUGCGAUGGGUUGCGUUGCGGUGACAACACCAAGGCAGCUGUGAUCCGUCUGGGGCUAAUGGAGAUGAUAGCCUUCGCUAAACUCUUCUCUAAGAACGACUCUGUUUCUACGGCAACCUUUCUAGAGAGCUGCGGUGUGGCUGACCUCAUCACUACAUGCUAUGGUGGCCGCAACCGACGUGUGGCAGAGGCCUUUGCUAAGACAGGGAAGAGCAUUGAGGAGCUGGAGAAGGAGAUGUUGAAUGGUCAGAAGCUUCAGGGUCCUGCCACCUCAGCUGAGGUUUACCUCAUCCUCAAACAGAGGAGCCUGGUGGACAAUUUUCCUCUCUUCACAGCAGUCUAUCAGAUUUGUUUUGAGGGGAAGCCAGCCCAAGAGAUGAUCUCCUGCCUGCAGAGCCACCCAGAGCACAUGUGAUCAUCCAGUGGGUCCCAUAGGGGAUUGCUGAAGGGAUUAAUUCAACUUUUUUUUUUUUUUUGUACCAAGAUCAGUUGAACUUUAAGUACUCAUGCUGUCAAUAUAAAUAGCAUGUAAAAUAUAAUGUCCUUUAUCAAUUCAAGUAAAACUAAUAUGGACAAAAAGAAACCAGAAAAAUGGAGUUGCCAGAUUUCCAAUAGUAUUUUGUUUGAGUACAAUAGGGGAAAUUGGUCUCAGUCUUAAAAUGCAGGGAGACGUCAGGACUGCUGUUCUAGAUGUGACCUUCUCUACUCAAGCUAAUUUUUCACUCAAAUGAGGACAUAUCCAAAGCAUUCGCAAUCUGAGGUGUAGUGUAACAAAGCAGAUAUUACUUUUUGAGCUACAUAGCCAACUUUAGAUACUUGACAGUUCUGCUUAUUUACUGUAUCUGUCAAAGCCGGUCUCUGGUUGGAAAUAUUUCCCCUCAGCUGCUUAGAAAACAUCUUUAAGAUCUAUUUGUUAUAAUAUCAAAGCAUACUCCCCAACACUCAAAACUGAAAAGCAAAAAGACGGUUACAAAGAUUUACAACCUAUUCAACCUAUUUAAGUACUAGAGCCAGAUAACUUGAUGUGUUGAUAUCCUUUUGAGUUUUAAUUCCACAUGUGAACAGGGCUGUUUUUAAGACAUUUCUGGGGUCAACUCUGUGUUGUUGUGUGUUUCUCUAUCUGGUGUGCUGUAAUGUUACAACCUUUUUGGCCAAUACAUCUGCCUCUGGCUUUUUCUAGCCAGUAUUAUCACUGAGCUGCCACAGAUCUAGCAUGGUGACAUUAAAAAAAGAACUCACACUCAUACCACACAGGAUGCUUUAACAGUUUUCUUCCUUCAUACUUAAACCAACCAGCGCCAUCUUGUGGCUAAACUGACCAUAUCAUCAAACUAUUGACAUAUCCAUUUAAAGGAUGACUCUGGUUUAUUACAACUAUUUCUUAUAGUCUGAUAUUAUUAAUAUUAAUAAGAUUGUACUCACCAUGUUAAAGGAAAAUUCUGGUGUUUUUCACCCCAACUUGACUGAUCAUGUCCUAAAGCUUCCCGAAUAAAAACAAAUUUCACAUAAAUCAUUUAAGGAUUUGUCUGUGAGUCGGACCCAGAGCAAAUGCAGACAUUAGCCCCUGAGAUUAGCUAUUGUAGCUAAGUGCUUAGGGAUCAUUGGUUGAAUGAUACUAUCUAAUAGACGCUCCUGGUUAGUACAGAUCUAAAUUUACUUAUCAAAAUCUUAAAAUAUUUCAUCAUUUGCUCAUGCUAUAAGUGGCUGAUAUAUUGAUUACUCAUAAUGGCUUUGUUUGGUAUUUGAGACUGAUAAUAUUGCUCUGAGUGUACUACAUUGUAACGUGUUAUGUACUUCCACCUGUUUUAGACCGAGUGUACUUGAAUUCCAUUUAUUGCAAAUUGUCCAGAAACUAUUAAGUACCCCUAUUUUUCUUCACUUAUGAAUUUUUUUCCUAAAAGGGGCUCAUUUAGCAGAUGACUACUCAUGAGAAAAUCAUUGAUCUGACUGCUAAGUUAAUGGGUUUUACUAUCUUUUGUGUUAAAUUUUGUUGCAAGGUGGCCAAAAUAGCAAUAGCUAAUCAAUCUACCAAUCUCAACACAAAUAACCUGCUUGCUUUCACAAUGCCAGACUUGGUCACUGCCCCCAAAUGCCCAUAUGUGUAUGUGAAAGAAUAGAACCACUUCCUGCUUCUGCUGUACUCACUGUAGUUGUGCACAGUUCUCCUGUGCAGUGAGGGAUUAUUAGCAACAUUUCAGAUGAAUUCACUUUCAAACUUCCAAAUAAAGUAUUUAAAUUAAUCUGGAUAAAACAGGGGUUUGUUUCUAUAGCCAGACUGAUAAUCUAACUAAUCAUGUUUCUUGAUCUGCUUCAUUGUAAUGAUGUCACUGUGUUCCAAGAUCUCAGCUAUUGUGAGUAAAAUAUUAUCAUAACUGAUUGAAAUUAUGGUUCCAACUACAACAUUUGGAUCCAUUCAAUAAUAAACCAGACCAUCCUUUAAAUGUCACACGGUCAGUCAGGCUGUCUGAUUUUAUUUAAAAGCAGUUUUUCCCUGUUAAUGCCCCUCCUCUCAGACCGAAUUCUAGGGAAAUUGAUCAUUGAUGUUCUAAGAUGCACUAUGGUGACAGGUAUGGUGUUAUACAUAUUUUUGGAAUUUUUACUGCUGUACUCUGUAAUUAGCGAUGCCUCCUUUAAGUCCUCUUGUUUUUGAAAAAUGGCACCCUUACCCUGAACUCUUGCAAGUAAUAUAUUUCCAGGUUUGUGACCAGAUGUUUGAAAUGGAACCUGUGUGUUCUUACUGUGACAGUACAGUGUUAAUCUGCAGUGAGUGUUUCAUCAGUUUCUCACAUAUCAAAAGACAGGUGCUGUUAUUUACUUGAGACGACUAAAAAUACCAGCCAUUACAGGCCUGCCUGUAGACACCAGCGUGAUACUGCAUCUGUGUCAUACUGAUGCACUUUAGUCAUGUCCUGCUCAAGACCAAGAGCAAUAGACAAUGUUUUGUCACUAAGAUCUGGAUAGUUACUGUAGUAUCUUUAUACCUUCACAGAGUUUGUAUUCAUAUGUUGUCACUGCCACUCGGGUCAAUGUAUAGUAGUGUUUAAAAAAAAUCAAAAGGAAUCCUAAUUAUUGUUAUUUUAAAAAAAGUAUACUAUUGUACAUCAAAAAAUACCCUGACAAUAUGUCAAUAAGGUCUUUGGGAAAACCAGCAUUAGCUCCAUGUAAAAUAUAUCAGGUAUAUUUCUGUGAGCUUUUCUCUUUAAGCUGCCUAAAUGUUGCCAAGUAAAACUGUAUAGAGCUCAUAUGUUUGUUAUUGCGUAUGUGUGUGUGUACAUAUAUAGAUAGACAACUAAAUAGUUGUGUGUUUUUUUUUGUUUGUUUGUUUUUUAAUUUUCCUGAUAGACCUGUUGGGAGUGUCACAUGUGGUCACUGUGUGGUAAACAGUACCAGAUGCUUCCCAUUGAAAAGUUUAGGGAAGUGGCUGUAAACUGUUCUUUAUCUAACCCAGCAACAUACAUCUGCCGAACCAGAGUUAAGGUAUGGUCACGUUAUGUUUCUGUUCCCUGAAACUUCCCCACACUCGACCCCACAAAAGGACGAGAUUUCACUUUUAUGAUGCGAGAAACAUACUGAUCGGCGUGAUCCCACACUAUAAACUGUGUGUUUGGGGGGGGGGGGAGUUUAACUAGGCUCCGUUUCUGCUCCAACGCAACGUCAUAUGGCGAUAUCCUGCUUUGACCAAUCAAAUACAUGCAAGCACACGCUCUUGAUGUAUUACUAUUAGUGAAUUCCAUAUUUCUACUGUUUACCUCGCAGCUGUCCAGACAAAAGAUAAAAUAGUUGCUACUGUGAUAACUUUCCAGAGUUGUUAAAUCCUUUCUGUAAGUAUUACAAAACGUUGUGCAGUGUUUUGGUGACUGAUAAGCCAUUCAAACUGAAUUGGUGACACUAAUCUUGGAUGCCCAUCUUGACACUGUGGUGACUGUAUAGAUCUUCUGUGCUGCCAGGUUAAAAAGUUUUCACUAUAUAUAUUAUGAGAGGCUGGACCGACAUGGAUGUAAACUGCAACUUGACUGGUUGGCGGAUGCACACAACCAUGAGGCGGUAAUUCUAGUCUAAGAAGCUCACCAACACCAUCUCGUGAAGAGAGCAUAGUUUAGAUUUUCUUCAAAUUGGCAGCUUUCAUGUGUUUUGUGUAGAAAUAACCAGUUUAGUGUUGUUCUUUUAUGGUUUUAAUUACACUCAAAGACACUGUGUAGGUUUAUUAAAUGUGAACAUUUUUGACUUUGGUGACUCCUAGCGGUAGUAUCAAAAGUGACACAUUAGCAGACAACAAUGCAUCCCAAUACCUGAACCCACCCCCACUACCACACUGAACAGACACACACAUACACGGAUCUGACCUGGUAAAUUUCUGAAUAAUAUGAAAGAUACUAUAAUUACAUACAAACUCUACACAUUGUAGAAUCAAAUGUAUUAACAAUGGGAUAGAGAGCUAGUGUUACUUGAGUCUGAUUUUGCCUUUUAUUUUUUAAAAUGUAACAUUAGUCAGGUGGAUCAUGGUGUUCUGUUGAUGUUAAUCAGUGUUUUUCUGUUCAAAUAAAAUUGAUGUUUCCCUGGAUGUAAUGUUUGAGAAAAUAAGUUCCGGUCAUGUGUGAAAAUACCUUAUCCAGAAUAAACUAUACACACACUAAUCAUAAUCUCUGUACUCCCAGCACGUUUUAAAUGAAGGAAUGACUGAAGUGAAAGUGCUUACUUAAUUUUACUUAAUUUGAUGCAGGAACUCUAGCUAGUUUUAUACAUGGCCCCCCCAAUUUUAUAAGACACAAAGUAAAAAUGUUAAUAUGGAGUUAAAUAAACUGAGAAAUUUGGUAUCUUCAUUGGUGAUGUUCUAUAACCCACUGCACUUGCUUGUUUCAGGGGCUUUUGACCUUCAUUCACUUUUUUCAUCCAAGAAGAUUUGAGUCUUUGGCCAUGAAAGACUCCUUGGUUGCUACAUCUGUAUGGUAAAGGCGUAAGUGUGUUUCAAACAAAGUACUUGUUGUAUCAUGGUACUACAUCCGAAACCCGCUCCCCACACACCUUUCUGGCAUCAGAAUUAGGUGGCUAUGUCCAACAGUUUUUGUCACUUUCAGACACAGACAAUCACACCCACUUUCUGCAGUCAUUUGUCAGGGGUGUGGAUGGGAGAAAUUCAGUAGACUUUAAGCUUCUCUCUCAACCUCUCUUUUUUUCCAGUCUUCACACAACUACUUUUCACUUUUACUUGUCUCUUUUCAUUUGAACAACAGAUCAAUGUCUUUGUGGAGAAACUGUAUGAUUGAAAACAUCUUGCCUGUGUCCAUGAUGGCAGGCUUUUCAUGCCACCUCCAAGUUUGUUCAAAACAGCUUACAAACACUUUGGACAAAACUAGCUUGUUUCAAGCAUUUAAGCCGGCUUUGAACUCUGUCUGAACUGCUUAUCGGAUGGUCAGUUAGCUUCAAAAGCCCCCAACCCCCACAGUUCUCGUUGUUUCUACUUCUUCAUUACAGGAGAUAUUUAUCAGUACAAUUAUGUGUAUGGAUGGCAUGAAGACAAGAUAAAAUUGUGGGUUCAUUUUGUCUUAAAAGUUUUUAGUACAAGUUUGAGUUUCUGCAGAGAUGUCUGAAGAACAUUAAAGGUAGACUAUUCUAGACAUGGCUUGAGUUGGAGAUUAGCCAUUCACAUACAAGAUUGUAUCAACUGUGUAAAAUGGAUAUUAUGAGUGUGUUGUGGUACUAAUAUUGUUCAUGCAGACCCAGCACAGAACCUCAUAGUACCCGCUUGGUUAGUGUUCUAUCAAACAAAUGUGCGUGAAACCAAUACUGAGCUUGAUCAAGACCAAGACAGUUAUAUGUUUACUAAAAUUUUCCAGUCAGCAGUUUGACGUUUCCUGAAACUUGAGGCUCCUUCAGCAGGGCCAGUAUUGAUCUGCAGGAACAGAAGCAGUUGAUGCUGAGCCAGAGGUGGUUGAAUCCAG